This is a messenger RNA of Pipra filicauda (Wire-tailed manakin), 3389 nucleotides long. RefSeq names its product MAX dimerization protein 1 (gene MXD1). Gene Ontology annotation, biological process: negative regulation of transcription by RNA polymerase II. Gene Ontology annotation, molecular function: DNA-binding transcription factor activity, RNA polymerase II-specific; RNA polymerase II cis-regulatory region sequence-specific DNA binding; protein dimerization activity. The transcript is spliced from 5 exons. The record is from RefSeq and is a predicted model, not a curated record. Lineage: Eukaryota; Metazoa; Chordata; Aves; Passeriformes; Pipridae. Bases 86 to 826 code for a protein of 246 amino acids.
GCGGGGCCUGGCGGAGCGGCCGCUCGGGGCGGGCAGAGGCCGCCGCGCUCCCCCCGCCGCCGGACCGGCCCGUCCCGGCCCCGCCAUGGCCGCCCCCCCCCGCCUCGGCAUCCAGAUGCUGCUGGAGGCCGCCGAGUUCCUAGAGCGGCGGGAGCGAGAGGCCGAGCACGGUUACGCCUCGCUGAGGCCCGGCGGCAAGGACGGGGAGGCCUCGCGGCGCCGCGCCAAGGCCCGCAGGAGCAGCAGCGGCGGCAGGUCGACACACAAUGAGAUGGAAAAGAACAGGCGUGCCCAGCUCCGGCUGUGCCUGGAGAGGCUCAAGGGGCUGGUGCCCCUGGGGGCGGCGGCCGGGAGGCACACGACCCUCAGCCUCCUCACCAGGGCCAGGCUCCACAUCCAGAAGCUGGAGGACCUGGAGCGCCGAGCCCUGCACCAGAUCGAGCAGCUGCAGCGGGAGCAGCGGCACCUCCAGCGGCAGCUGGAAAAGCUGGGAAUGGAGCGGGUCAGGAUAGACAGCAUCGGCUCCAGCCUGUCCUCCGAGCGCUCCGACUCGGACCGAGGUGAGACCCCGCUCCGGGGGACGGCCGGCAGGAGGUCCGGCCCCGCUGGGACUCCAACCGUUCCCAUUCCUCCGGCAGAAGAGAUGGAUGUGGAUGUGGAGAGCACGGACGACCUCCCGGCCGACCUGGACUGGAGCAGCAGCAGCCCCAGCGACUCGGACGAGCGCGGGAGCCUCCAGAGCCUGGGCAGCGACGAGGGGUAUUCCAGCUCCGGCGGGACCAGGGCGAAGCCGGCGAGCGGCCGGAAGCUUCCCCUCGGGAUGUAGGAAGCGCUUCCCGCGGCCGUUCCAGCGGCGCCGUUCCCGUGGGAUCCCGUUGGCCAGCACACCGACCCCCCCCGCAUCCCCCGCACGUCCCGCCGAUCCCGCUGCUCCCGGGGCUCCGCUCGCGCCCGCCGGCUCCUCGGCCCGGCCGGGAUCUCUUCUGCCAGGCCCUACAUUCCAGCCACGCUUGGAAGCGCCUGGGAAUAUCGUGGCAGUAACAGCGACCUCCAGAGCCUUCGCUGGGUUCUCUCCCAGGCUGUCACCGCCCGGUAUUCCCGAUCUUCUCCGCAUUUGGCUGGCGACAUCGUGUUCCUGACGCUCAGGACCCAAAAGCUGAGUUUUUGGGAGCAGAUCCGAAGGCAGAACCGGCCUCUUGUGGAAUUUCCACCUGGGAGAGAGCAGAACCGAGCUGAGAACCCCCCCCACGGAGCAUUUUGGGUGGGCACAGGGAUCGGCCUCAGUCGGGGGGUUCCUCCCCUCCCGACUCUAAAUAUUCAGGGACACCCCAUCCCGGCCCUGCCGAGGUCCCGGAGCAUUCCCGGCGUGGGGAAUGGCAGCCCCCCCUCGGAACGGCCACCUCCGGGCUGGGAAGUUUCUGCCCUCCGUAAACCCAAACGGGACGUCCCACCUCCCGUGGCACGGCAUUCCAGACUCCUGGAAUUCCUCUCCACGCUUCCAGUCUCGGGGACAGUAUUUUCUACCUCGGAGGGAGCCCCCGGCCUCUCUCCACCCCUUCAGCACAAAGAUGAUGCCUCCGCUCAGCAAUAACCCCGCGGGACCCCCCGGAUCGGCCCUGGAGCUCUUCUCCAUCCAUCCGGGAUCUUCCCAGGCUCGUGGAGGGUUCCAGAAGCCCCGAGGGCGUGGGGGUCCCGAGCCGGAGCGCACUGAGCUGUCUGUGGUGUUCGUUCGGUUCCCGGUGCACUGGAGGGAACAUUCCCACCACUUCCUGCUUUUAGAGCUGCUCUGGGAAUGUUGGCACUUGGAGCUCUGCUUUCCACACCUUCCUUUUCCCUUCGGCUGCUCCAGGGGUUUUCCAACCCCUCAGGACCCUCUCGCUCCAGCCCCGUGGGGUCAGUGAGGCCUCAGUGUCGGGCAGGGAGCUCUCCAAGGGCUUUUCCCAGCGCUGGGAUGAAAAACAGGCUCUGAGGGCCCCUUUUCUUCAGGAAUUGUAGGUGCUGAGAGGCACCAAGAUGCUCCACGGAGUGCAAGGGGAUGAGGGGGAAACUCCACUUCUUUUCCUUUUUCCUGUCCCAUUUUCCUUCCUGUCUUAUUUCCCAUCUUCCCUUCCCUUCCUUUUCCUUCUUUUCUCCUUUUCUUUUGCUCCUUUUCUGCUUUUCCUUUCUCUUCACACCCCAGUCCCAUUUCUGGCCCAUUUGGGAAGCAGGAAGCUGCCACAGGCCCCAGGAAUUACCCAAAUCCCCCAGGUUUCGACUCUUUUCCCACGUGCUGAUUCUUAAAAGAGAAAAAAAAACCCAAACCACAAGGGAUUUUCCUUUAAAGCCCCUGGAAUUUCCCACCCUCCAGCAUCACCACAGCCCAUGGGCGCCUGAGCUCAACCCCCUGCACCUUCAAAAAGAGGGAAAAAAAGGCAAAAAGAUGGAAAACACCAAGAAAAUGUGGAAUAUCAGCCCUUGGGGGCUGGUGACUCCGGUGGUGUUUGGCCAGAUCCGUCCCUUCCCUGGGGAAUCCCAGAGGAUCCCUCCGGGCAGGGGAUUCCUGGCAUUGGGAAAGCCCUUCCAGAGGUACCAAACGUUGGUUUUCGGUUGGUUUUGGACAUUCUGAAGGUUUGGCCUCAACGCAAAUGAGGGUUUUUGGCAGGUUUGUGCCUUUUUCAGUUCCCGACACCUUUUCUUUUCCCCUCUUUUUUCCUCCCUAUCCCAACCUGACCCUUCCCGGCCCUUUGCUCUGUGGGGCUGUGCUCCGGGAACCCCCGAAACGCUGCACUAACCUGGAAUGGGGCUGGAGCCUGGCGCAUCUCUGGGUCCCCCCGGGCCAUGCCAGCCUGUUCCUGGAAUUCACUGAUCCACCAGCAUUCCUAUGAAAUAAGCUGCAGGAAGGACUUUUUUAUAGAUUGUGAUAAAAAUCCAGGGAGUGGGAGGAGCCGUAUCGGGACAUGAUGGGCGGGAAUCAAACCCACCCAUUCGUGGGUUGUUUUUCCUUUCUUUUUCCUCGUGGAAGGCAGAUCCUGACCUGCUGGCUCCCGGGAAGUACCAAAAUGUUCGUUUCAUCCUUGAUUUUUCCAGUGGAGCCACCCCGUCUCCACUCAACCUUUCCUUUAUUAUUCUUUGGGGCACCUCUUAUUUGUGCUUUCCCGUCAUUUUUUCUGUUCUUUUUGCUCCCCAGGAAGCGGAUCCGCCCCAGCCUCGGCUCCCUGGGGCAGUCGGGAUCCCGUUCCCAGCCGUUCCUGCUGUAAAUAUCCCAUUGUCGGGCCGAAUCCCAUGUCAAGCCAAUGGAAUGGUGCUUUUUUUUUUUUUUUAGGAAUUCCGUGUUUUAGGAGACCUUUGCUGUGUCCAUGGAUAUUUCUGUCUUGUUUGAUUGUUAGGAAAUAAAUUAUUUCGUUACGAAG